GGCUCUCCGCCUUGCGCGCGCCCCAGCCCCCGAUCGCACCAGCGGGGCUCCCCAAGCUCCAGCCCCACGGAGCUCGGAAGCGGGGUUCCGCGGCUGCGGGGCCCGCCCGGCUCACUUCCCCAGCCCUGUCCACGCGCGCCAGGGCCUCCCUGGGGCGCGUUCAUCCUGAGCAGUCACAGGCUGCUCUGGUCUCAGUGUGCUCGCAUCUGGACCUUAGCUGUGGGCUGAGGACGGUCACCUCCGCGUGCUCUGGGGCGCACGGGCGGGGCUGGGGACCACAGAGGCCUCUGGGCAUCUGGGAACCAACCGGGCAGCCCGGGCCUGCGGGGCAGGCAGGGCGCAAUGGAUGGGUUCGCAAGCCAGAUACCCAAGCCCCUCGGCCCAAGGAGACUUCCUAGGGGAACUGGGGCCCCACAGAGGAAAGUAGAGCGACUUGGACAUAUUUUGAUGCUGAUGGGAAGGAGCCAAUAGAGAGUCAGUGAUGACAGAGGAGACAAUAGAGUGACUGGAGAGAGAGGGACACAGAAGCUGCAUGGGCAGAUAAGGCUUGAGUGCCUCCUCGGUUCCAAACCAAGGCUGGGUAACCAAGAUCCACUGGAAGAAGAUGUUACCUGAGGUCCCCCAGGCACACUGGACAAGGCAGGGCUGAAGGACCUAGAACUUGAAUUUUUGGACCUGCCCCCAGAACCCUGGAGGUUUCUACUGGGAAGGUGAGCACCCCCACUGAGAAUUUCUGCUGCUCAGAGGCCCCAGGUGGCAAGACAAGUGGCCAGCUGUGGCCUUUCCACCGGUGAGCCCCUGAGGAAGUGGAAGAAGUCCGAGACAGUCUGCAGUUCUCAGACAAGAGGAACUCUGUGGUCUCUGAAAGUCUGUGACGUGGUUCUUUUACUCUGACUCGUUCCCUUGCUCUUUCUCACUCUGAAAAAUGACUGGACACUCCUGAAGCCUUCAGUCACCUUCCAGGGGAUUUUUUUAACCACAAAGGGUAAUUCCUGUUCCAUCCCCACUGUGACUCAGCUGUGACGUUGAACCACACAAGCCAGAGAGAAGAUAAAGUCACCAGAGAGUCCUGCUCACCAGAGAGGGUAGCCUGGACUGGAACACACCUCCUCCCUCCCCACAUACUCCGUGGGGCCUGUCCUCUGGCCAGCCUCAGACCCUGGGAUGGCCUCCAGCUCAGCCAGCAGCCCCCGUCCGGCCCCCGAUGAGAACGAGUUCCCCUUUGGGUGUCCCUCCACCACCUGCCAGGACCUGCCAGGACCCAGGGCCCUCUGCUGCACAGCCUGCCGCCCCGAGAACCUAAGGAACAGCAAGGAUCAGAUCUGUCCCAAAAGCAGAGGGGACACCCUCCAAUCUGAAAGCCCAGGAAGCCUUCUGACCCAGGAGAAGGUUCACCCCGAGGUGGCUGAUGCUGGAGUUGGGUGCCCCUUUGCAGGUGUUGGCUGCUCCUUCAAGCAGGGCAGCCCCCAGUCCCUACAGGAGCAUGAGGCCACCUCCCAGGCCACCCACCUGAACCUGCUGCUGGGGUUCAUGAAACAGUGGAAGGCCCAGCUGGGCUCAGGCACAGGUUCCGGGCCCACAGCCCUGGAGCGGAACCUGUCAGACCUGCAGCUGCAGGCAGCCGUGGAGGUGCCAGGGGACCUGGAGGUGGAUUGCUACCGAGCUCCCUGCUCCGAGAGCCAGGAGGAGCUGGCCCUGCAGCACUUCAUGAAGGAGAAGCUGCUGGCCGAGCUGGAGGAGAAGCUUCGUGUGUUUGAGAACAUCGUCGCUGUCCUCAACAAGGAGGUGGAAGCCUCCCACCUGGCCUUGGCCGCCUCCAUCCACCAGAGCCAACUGGACCAAGAGCGCAUCCUGAGCUUGGAGCAGAGGGUGAUGGAGUUGCAGCAGACCCUGGCCCAGAAAGACCAGGCACUGGGAAAGCUGGAGCAGGGUCUGCGCCUCAUGGAGGAGGCCUCCUUCGAUGGCACCUUCGUGUGGAAGAUCACCAAUGUCACCAGGAGGUGCCAUGAGUCUGCUUGUGGCCGGACUGUCAGUCUCUUCUCCCCAGCUUUCUACACUGCCAAGUAUGGCUACAAGUUGUGCCUGAGGCUCUACCUGAAUGGGGAUGGCACAGGCAAGAGGACCCACCUGUCGCUUUUCAUCGUGAUCAUGAGAGGAGAGUAUGAUGCUCUGCUGCCAUGGCCUUUCCGGAACAAGGUCACCUUCAUGCUGCUAGACCAGAACAACCGUGAGCACGCCAUUGAUGCCUUCCGGCCUGACCUGAGCUCAGCAUCCUUCCAGCGGCCCCAGAGUGAAACCAACGUGGCCAGCGGCUGCCCGCUCUUCUUCCCCCUCAACAAGCUGCAGUCGCCCAAGCACGCCUAUGUGAAGGAUGACACCAUGUUCCUCAAGUGCAUCGUGGAGACCGGCUCUUAGAGCAGCAGGGCCUCCUGAGGGAGCACCAGUCCAGCCUGGGAGCUGGCAGGGUGACUGAUAGCCUGCCCCUGUGCCCACAUCCCAGGAACAGGACAGACAGCUUGACUGUGGCUGCUGGCAGGAUGGCAGGACCUGGGGCUGGCCCAAAAGGGCAGAGGGUUUAGAAGAGGGCAGGCAGAAUUGCUCCCCUCAGCACAGACCACACAACAUGGGGCACCAGCGAGCCACUCAGGCCUGAAUGUUGGGGCGGAGAGGCUGAGCCAGGCAGGGUGGUACAUGCCUGUAAUCCCAGCACUUUGAAAGGCUGAGGCAGGAGGAUUGCAAUUCCUGGCCCAGCCUGGGCAACUUAGUGACUCAGUGAGAUCCUGUCUCAAAAUUAAAACAGGCAAUAAAAAGGGGGUCUGGGGGUGUAGCUUAAAGCCUCCAGGUUCAAUCCCCAAGUACUACAAAAAAAAUGGGGAGAGACUGUACUGGGCCUGAGAUAUAAAUGGUGAGCUAGAGCUUCAGGCCUGAGCAGAGAGGAUCUCAGGAUAGGAGGGUCUCUGCAGGGCCCCCACAGAGAGCUGCCAAGAAACAUCUUGUUCUCUCCCUGCUGGCCUCAGGACCAGGCCUGGGGGAUGAAAGAGGGAGGUGUCAGCCUGAAUUCAGCCUGUCCAGGCCUGGGUGAGUGUCCUGUCGCUGGAGGUGAACACGCAAAUCUAGAGGAUUGCUUCUGGGGAAGGGCAUCGAGUUGAGUGCUGGAUUUGAAGACCUUAAAUAUCAAGAAAGCCAGAGACAUCUCUCAUUCUGGGCCUCCUGGCCCAAGUGAGGCCUAGGGCCACAGGGAAGCAUUCAGGAGCUCACACUCCCACCCUCCUCGCUCGCCUUCAGCAUCACAGGCGAGCUGAGCUGGCGCCCGGGGCACCUGCCACCCUGGGUCUGGUGGCUCGGUUUCUUCAGCGUGCACCUGCCUCCCUGGCUGCUGCCUGACCAGCCAAGGUCCCCACCACUCUGCCCAGGUGGUGCCAGGUCAAUGGAAGCUCCCAGAAGCCUCCAGAAGGAGUGUGGAGAAGGCCGGGCAGGACCCACUUCCCUGCCUGGAGGCCUAACCCAGUGCUUUCCCAGAAUUCCAUGUCAGCGAUAAACUGAGGUAUUCAGUUCUUUCUGUUGACUGAUCAGGGCCGCUGAGCCACCAUGGUAGAAGUUGUCCUUUUAAAUAUAUGAAACCAGAGAAUUUCUUAA
Messenger RNA from Heterocephalus glaber (naked mole-rat), 3636 nucleotides. RefSeq names its product TNF receptor associated factor 1 (gene Traf1). Gene Ontology annotation, biological process: signal transduction; regulation of apoptotic process; regulation of canonical NF-kappaB signal transduction. Gene Ontology annotation, molecular function: tumor necrosis factor receptor binding; zinc ion binding. NCBI's taxonomy places the organism in Eukaryota, Metazoa, Chordata, Mammalia, Rodentia, Bathyergidae. Gene Ontology annotation, cellular component: plasma membrane signaling receptor complex; cytoplasmic side of plasma membrane. The record is from RefSeq and is a predicted model, not a curated record.